Molecule: messenger RNA, 579 nt
Organism: Camellia sinensis
Lineage: Eukaryota; Viridiplantae; Streptophyta; Magnoliopsida; Ericales; Theaceae
Source: RefSeq, a predicted model, not a curated record
AUGAAACCGCCAUCGUUUAAAGGAGGAAUCGAACCGAUGAAAGCUGAGGCAUGGGUAUUGGGAAUAGAAAAGUUGUUCGAAGUUUUCCCUUGUACUGAAAUCCAAAAGGUGCAGCUUGCUGCUUUUACUCUUGAAGAUGAGGCGCGGAGGUGGUGGAUGCUCACAAGAACAAUGCACCAGGGGUUGACAUGGGACAGAUUCUUAGAGCUGUUUUAUGACAAAUAUUUUCCCCAAAAACUAGCCCGAUUCGCACCUCAUAUGGUGGAUACAGAUUAUAAGAAGGCACGAAAAUUCGAAAGGGGAUUGCGAGGUGCUAUUCUGGGCCGAGUUAAUGUGUUGAAGCUACCUACUUAUGUUGAUGUGUUGGAGAGGGCUGUUAUAGCAGAAAGGAAUCUUGCUGCUCAGAGUCAGAUUGCUGAAUGGAAAGGAAAAAGGAAUCAGCAGAAUAACAACAAAACUGUCACAAGUUCAGUGGGGUCUGCACCAACUUCCAGCACCAAGUCAGCUACCAAACCUGCUAACAACAAGGAUACUGCGAGACAAGGUAGAGUGUUUGCAUUGGUUCCAGGAGAUGUAUAG